AUGCACAAGAUGGUCGCUGUACUUCACAUCUUGCUUCCCCGUGAGGAGGACAAUGGAGCUUCUCAUGGCCGACGGGCAUUGGUGGUGACUGCAGUGCUGACCGCUCUUUCCACUCUCGUCGUCGCAAUGCGGUUUUAUGCGCGGCUGGGAUUGAUGAAAAUGACCGGCCGUGAGGAUUGGGCAAUUUUGAUCUCUCUGGUCUUUUCUCUGAUCUAUCUUGCACUCGUUGCUGCCCAACUGCAUUAUAAAAUGGGAGUUCACUCAUACCUUCUCUCUAGCCAUGUUUUACAGCAACAACUUAAGUGCUUAUGGGCUGCGAUUCCCAUGUACAAUGCCAGCUUGGCCUUCACUAAAUUCUCCAUUCUUUUUCAAUAUCUGCGCAUCUUCCCAGCUCGAUCCUUCCGCUACGCCUGUUAUAUAAUGAUGGCAAUAGUAGCCACCUACUCAUCAUGGGCCAUCGUGAGCGGUUUCGUGAAUUGCGUUCCCGUGGCCAAAUUCUGGAACGACGAUUUACCCGGAAACUGCCUUAGCUUCGAAGCCGUUUGGUUCUUCAAUGCUUCCAUGAACAUCACAACCGAUGUGGCACUGCUUCUCUUGCCGAUGCCACUGCUUUCCAAACUCCAACUCCCCCGCAGCCAGAAGCUCGCUCUGAUGGGCAUUUUCGCCAUUGGUCUCCUAGUCGUGGUCACCAGUAUCCUGCGUCUAUCCAGUCUACGUCAAGUCGCAACUAGCACCGACACAUCCCGUACGUACUCGGUCCCGAUCCGCGAAGAUCAACAGCUAACCGCUGAACCAGACGACAACGUCGCAGCCUCCUACUGGACCGCAGCAGAAUGCAACGUAGCCAUCAUCUGCUCCUGUCUCCCUUUCCUACGACCAAUCAUCAGUCGCAUCUUCCCCAAGCUCUUCGUCGCAAGCAGCUACAAUCACUACAACGGCACUGGCACCAAGGCCCAGGCGACUAACUUCACUGGAACCCGCACUAUGACACGCCAUACCCAAUUAUUCACUCAGAACCAUGACAAAGACUACGAUCUGUACUGGAUAAAUGUCAAACCGGGUCCUGGGAAUAAAUCCGGGAAUCACUCCAACCACAGCUCACUUGGCGGUAUCGAGGUCACUACUGAGAUGACCAUUAUGCAAGAGACUAAGAAAGAGAGUACCAGUGAGCGGAGGCUGGUUAUGGAUGCUUGA
This is a messenger RNA of Penicillium paradoxum, 1194 nucleotides long. RefSeq names its product PTH11-like integral membrane protein. Bases 1 to 1194 code for a protein of 397 amino acids. The record is from RefSeq and is a predicted model, not a curated record. The transcript is spliced from 4 exons. NCBI's taxonomy places the organism in Eukaryota, Fungi, Ascomycota, Eurotiomycetes, Eurotiales, Aspergillaceae.